CGGUUACCCGGCCAGGUUACUGCUGCGGGGGUAAAUAUAGACGCAGCUCUGCCCCUCAGUCUCCGUCCUUCAGCAGCACAGAGCAGCACCUCACAAACACAGACGGACCCUGGAAGGAGAGACAACAAGGCAGCUCUCUCUCUCUCUCUCUCUCUCUCUCUGUGGAUCUCUCUCUCGCUCUCUCUAUCUCUCUUUUUAUCCGUGAAUCUCUACAUUUCUUCCUUUGUUUCUCUCUACUGGACUCAUGAUGUAGUAUCCAGCAGACAAAUGGAAUAGAAACAGAGAGGCUUUGGCAACCCGUCUUGUGAUGGAGGAGAGUGGGAAUGAGCGCGAGAGGCGGAUGGUGACCUCUCUCGAGUGCCUGGAGGACUUCCAGGAUGACCCACAUGACAUUGAUUCCAGCUGGUCCUGGAGUCAGACCAUGAACUACGUGGGGCAGCUGGCGGGGCAGGUGUUCGUGCAGGUGAAGGAGCUGUAUCGGGGACUGAACCCAGCCACGCUCUCAGGCUGUAUCGACAUAAUCGUGGUGCGGCAGCCGGACAGCUCUCUGCAAUGCUCCCCUUUCCACGUCCGAUUCGGCAAGAUGGGCGUGCUGCGCUCCCGGGAGAAAGUGGUGGACAUAGAGGUGAAUGGAGAGCCUGUAAAUUUGCACAUGAAGCUGGGAGAGAACGGAGAGGCCUUCUUCGUCACGCAGACGGAGAACGAUCAGGAAGUGGUGCCGUCGUACCUGGCCACCUCCCCCAUACUUUCAGAUGCAGCGGUGUUGAUGGGCUCCUCCGUCCAGAGCCUGGGGCCAUCACUGUCCGGCACUGAAAGCAGUGCAAUGAAAAAGAGGAGGAAGAGGAGGAGGAAGUCUAAAAUGGACAGUGUGAAGAGAGAACCCAGCGCUGAGUACUCGGAGGACGAAGAGGUCUUCACCAUCGACAUAAGCUGUAACGGAGGGGCUGACCACCCUGCUGACCGCAACAGGGACAUGAUCAAUGACGACUUCUCCAGCGUCUCUUCCAAGCAGAAUGUUUAUGCUCGCUCUGAUGGAGACUGGAGCCCUAUGCACAGUCCUAAUGUCUCUCGCCCCUGUUCGCCUAAGAGCGAUUCUGAGCUGGUCACUAAAGCCGGUGAAGAGAAGCAGCAGAACCCGGCCAUGUUGUGGGCUUGGGGGGAGCUGCCCCAGCCGUCCUUCCUGCCGUCGAAGCCGGGUUCCCCGGCUGUGUGUCCCGUCUCCAUACCCGUUUCCCACAGCACACACUUCAAAGUCAUCCCCGACGCCUCGGCCGCUACCAAGCACAGCCGCGGUGACAACACGACGUCCCUACGCCUGUUCAUCCCCACGCCGACCACAGCCGAGGGCACAGGCUCGGAACACGCAAUGAGGAUGGGCUCGAAUCACAGAGGGGGUGGGGCCGAGAACACCACAGAAGGGGAUGAGCCAGCGGGAGUGCAGAACGGGGUUCAAGGACAGGAUCCAUCGGCAGCAAGAACAAACUCAGAGACUACGGCGAUGUUAGCGGCACGUUUAGUGUCAGAAGUUGAGGAGGGAGCUGUAGCAGCCGUGGGAGCCGUCCAGCAGAGCAAGACCGAUUCACCAUCCAAACGAAAAGAUAAGAGAAGCCGGCAUCUUGGUUCUGAUGGCGUUUACCUGGAUGACAUCACAGAGCUGGAUCCGGAAGUAGCUGCUCUGUACUUCCCCAAAAGUGAAAGCAGCGGCGCAGGGCGUGUGUGCUGUGAAAACACUGUGCGCAGUGUGAGCAUGUCUCCUCAGUCUGUGGGCAGCUCAGGAGCAGACAGCGGAGUGGACAGCUACUCCGAACAAACCACCGACCUGCCCUCCAUCGCCCUCUCUCUUUGUGGAGGACUCACUGACAGCAGGGAGAUCACUAAAGAGCACUUUCAGGAGAAGGCUGUUUCUUACAGUCAGUUCGCUGCCAACCCCGCCCUCAUAGACGACCCCAACCUGGUGGUGAAAAUCGGCUCCAAGUAUUACAACUGGAGCACUGCUGCACCCAUCAUGCUGUCCAUGCAGGUCUUUCAGAUGCCACUGCCAAAGGCCACCAUCGAGAGCAUCGUGAAGGAGAAGAUGCCGAGGAAAGGAGGGCGCUGGUGGUUCUCGUGGAGAGGGAGAGGGAGCAGCUCCAAAACGGAUUCUGCCUCUGUGAAUGGAGCUGCUGGAGGAGCAGAGCAUGCUGGGAAGCAUGCCACCAUCAGCAGGCGGAAAGACGAAUCCUCCUCCAGUGACGAAGAUCAUCUGUCAACCAAACAGACGACCAGCAGCUCCACCCAAUCAGAAAGCCUUCUUUCUCAAGGGGGCGUGUCUUACAGGAAGACCCUCCGCCUGACAUCUGAACAGCUGGCCAGUCUGCAGUUGAAGGAGGGUCCCAAUGACGUGGUCUUCAGUGUCACUACUCAGUAUCAGGGCACAUGUCGCUGUGAGGGAACCAUCUACCUGUGGAACUGGGACGACAAGAUCAUCAUCUCAGACAUCGACGGCACAAUCACCAGAUCUGACACUUUGGGACACAUUCUGCCCACUCUGGGUAAAGACUGGACCCACCAAGGAAUCGCCCGCCUGUUCCACAAAGUCAGCCAGAACGGCUAUAAGUUCAUGUACUGUUCAGCGCGGGCAAUAGGCAUGGCUGGAAUGACCAGAGGUUACCUGCACUGGGUGAAUGAGAGCGGCACCAUGCUGCCCCAGGGACCCGUACUGCUCAGCCCCAGCAGCUUGUUCUCCGCACUGCACCGGGAGGUCAUUGAGAAGAAGCCCGAGAAGUUUAAGGUGGAAUGUCUGACCGACAUCAAGAACCUCUUCUCUCCGAACACACAGCCCUUCUAUGCUGCUUUCGGUAACAGAGCCACUGAUGUGUACUCGUAUAAGGAGGUUGGCGUUCCUCUGAACCGAAUCUUUACGGUCAACCCAAAAGGGGAGCUGGUACAAGAGCACGCCAAGACCAACGUGUCCUCGUAUGUGCGUCUGGGAGAGGUGGUGGAUCACGUGUUCCCCCUGCUGAGGAGAUCCAGCUCCUCAGACUUCCCCUGCAGCGACACCUACAGCCACUUCAACUUCUGGAGAGAGCAGCUCCCUCUAGUGGACAGCCAGGAGUGUGCAGGCAAAAUCAGCAGCUGAAGCUGAGAGCGGCCACUGCAGACACACACACACACACACACACACACACACACAAAGCAGAACAUCUCAGUUAUCCACAUAACAAAACUCUGGGUCCCGUUUUUGUUUUUUUCUCAAUGUAAAUCUAAAAUAAAAACUAUACUGGGAUCUGCUGCACUAUGUUGGAGCCAAGCUAACGAGGGUGUAUAUUCACAGUGCGCAGGUUGUUUUAUUGUUAUUGUUAUAACAGAAAAGUGGACAACUGACCCAUAAAAUAACCCCUUACAACCUCUUAUUUAAUUUUUUGUUUUUAUUUUAUAAUUUUUUUUUUUAAAGGCAUUAAAAGUGCCAAAAUAAGAACAGGCUUCUUUUUUUCGGUUUUUAUUGUUGAAACUAAGUUGAACAUCAGUGAAUAUCGGAAGGUGCAAGGACAGGCAAAGCUAACCUAAACGGAGCAAUGCUGCUUUGUGAAAUAACCACAUGACAAAUCGUUUUAGCUUUUAAUUCAAAGUUACUUUGACGUCAGAAACGUCACUUUUUUAACGUUACAGUUCUUCUGACACGAGAAAAAGAUCAUUGGCUUUACUGUUUUUCAACUAAACACGCACAAACACACACAGAGCUGCACGUCUUAAAGCCCCAGCGAACCUAAAUCCGUGUCUAUACAUGCACACAGGGAAUAUAACUCGGGAAUUCAGUGUCCAGUAAAUGACCAAUGCAUUUGGGCGAUCCUAAUCUUAGUGUGUAGUGUGUACAAAACAGUAUCCUCACCAAUCACGAGGCUGAUGUGGGCUGCUUAACAAAACGCUGUUCACGUUACCAUAAGAAAGCUGAAAACUAGCCUAGCAGGCAUAGGCAGCGGCGUAGCAGGACUGAGGGCUGUCGGUCACGCUCAUUAGAAUAUUAGGCCACGCCCACACAGUUCUCAAACAGGUCUGAUCAGCAUUGUUUAAGCCAUGUUAUAGUACAUCUGUCUCAAUUUUAGUAUCAUACCAACAUUUUUAAUCAUUUACAGUGUUCACUGGGACUUUAAGUCAUACAGUGACCAGCCCCUUAAUUAAGGACGUGUCCAUACAGACUGUAGUCCCUCUGUUUCUCUGCUUACUUUGUUCUCCUUGCUCCUCAGCGGUCAGGACCGCCACAGGACCUCCACACGGCAGGUAUAAUUUUUCUGGUAGGUCAUUCUCAGCAACACAGAUGUGGUGGUGGUGUGUUAGUGGAUCAGACUCAGCAGUGCUGCUGGAGUUUUUAAACACUGUGUCCACUCACUGUCCACUCAGACGCUCGAACCUUGUCAGUCCACCUUGGAGAUGUAGAGUCAGAGACGACAGCUCAUCUGCCGCUGCUCGGUUUGUGUUGGCCAUUCUCUAGUCCUAGGUCACAGGACGCUGCCCACAGGACGCUGUCGGCUGGAUCUCAGUCCAGAAGUGACCCUGAGGUGUUUGAAAACUCCAGCAGCACCAUUGUGUCUGAUCCACUCGCACCAGUGCAACACACACUAACACACCGCCACCACGUCAGUGUUGCUGAGAAUGAUCCACCACCCAAAUGGUACCUGCUCUGUGAGGGUCAGAAGAACAGGGUAAAAGGGGGCUAACGCAGUAUCAGAGAAACAGAUGGACUACAGUCUGUAACUAUAGAACUACAGAGUGCAGCUAUAUGGUCAGUAGAGUUGAUUAAAUGGACAGUAAGGGUAGAAACAAGGAGUGGCCACUCGGUGAAUAUACGUUUGUACACACACACACACACACACACACACACACACACACACACACACACACACAUACGGGUAUGUACAUGCAGUGCACCUCCUCACCUAAGCAUAGCAGCACUUUCACCUCACUUCUCCAUAUUCCUGUGUCUGCAGACAGUUCAGAAGCGUAUUGAGCCCUUUCAGAGGCUCCUCCUGUACACGAAUGUGUGAAAGUUUCAACUGGUGCCAAAGCACAAGCUUUAAGUUCAAACAUGUCACUGCUGUCGGAAACAAAACCUCGUAUCUCCAAAACCGUAACUUUACAGGAGAAGGAGAAAACCUACUUUACUUUUAAUGAAAGUCAAUGGAACCAGACGUCUUUAUGACAUUCACACACGAUGUAGAAGACAACAGGCCUUUUCAAAUUAUGUCCAAAACUGAAAAAUGGAGAUGCAAGGUUUUCUUCCGACAACAGCGAUGCACACUGGUUGGGUAGUUUUAGAAACCGGUAGACUGUUACUGCGCAGAGAUUCGGUUCCUGAUGCUUUACUGGAAUUACAAUCACAAAGGGCUCAAUGUAGCACUUUAUGUACUGUACAACAGAACUUGUAAGCGGGAUAAAAGCAGUAGGAUCAGCUUUAAUCACUGUAGUUAAUGAGAGUCAGUAGCAGAAUGUAUCUAGAUGUGGUGCCAGUGGAGUCGCAAUAUGUCCAAAAGUUUGUAGACACCUGCUUAUUCAGUGUUUCUUCUGAAAUCAAGGGAAAUAAUAGUGAGGUUGUGCUGCAGUAAUAGGCUCUACUCUUCUGGAAGGCUUCCCACUAGAUGUUGAGGAUUUGAUUGAGCAUCAUUGAGGUCAGUGGUAUUGGAUGGUCAGUUCUGGAUCACUCCAGCUCAUCCCGGAGGUAUUGGAGCUCCAUCACUCCAGAGAAGACAGUUCUACUGCUCCACAGCCCAGUGCUGGGGAGCUUUAUACCCCUCUAGCACACACUUGGCACUGGUGACCUUGUCCUCGUGUGUGGCUGCUUCAAAGCGUCCCAUCACUCAUUAGAAGAGGUGUAUGGAUACUUUUGGACAUAUAGCGUACGUCGGAUCUGAUAUUGGCUUUAUCCGCAGUCGCUCACUGGCGCCACCUUCUGGACUUCAUGAUUUGCAGCUUUAAUGUUGUGUAGUUGCUCAUUUGUGGUGACCCAUGGUUUAAAUUCAUCAGUUAUUAAUGUAUUUGAAGAGUGCAUGAUUUUUAUGGUGCGUUUGGGGGAAAAAAAAACCCUGUUUAUCAAAAGAAUUCCUGUUACAUUGAGAGGAUUUUUUCUGUCUGGAAAGUUUUGUAUGAAUUUUUUCUUGUGAUUUCAAUGUUUCCAUCCAGCUGUAUGUAACAUUGCACUGAAACCGAGAUGUAGCUGUUAUGAAUUCACCAAAAGUAUUGAAAUGGUGAGGUAUUCCGUAUAAAAUGCUGCCAAUUACAUUUCAAUAUGUGUGCAUACGUGAGUGUGUAGUUAUGCUGUGUGCAAUCGUAACUCAGAAUAUAUUUGCAUAAAUUAUAAUGUUAUAAAGCCUGACACCAAACUUUUACCGGUUGUUCCCAUACAGUGGAAAAUAUCCUCAAAUGUCAUGUUUUGUGUUAUUUAUUCAGUCGCGCGUAUUGAUUGACAUUUCCGCCGUCCGUUGAUUGGCCAGUUGGUUAGAGUUGGACAGUGAAAGAGGCCUGAAUGGCGUUCAGACUGAAACGUGUUACCGAUGUGUGUUGCAGGAAACAGAAACUUUAUUUUCUUAGUUUUUUAAAUGCCUUUGCGGUUUAUCGACUAGAUCUGUGUGGUUUUAUGGUUUCGAGACCACUGGAUCAUCUAAUAUUCUUUCUAUGAAAGAUCAGUAGGUCGGUGGCUGAUUAUUGUUCUCUCAUUUCGGCCACUGAUAUCACUCGUUAUGAUUUAUUCUGGAGCUGUGAUAUUUGUUGGCCAGUCUUACACCAUCUCUUUCUUUCUGUUCAAUAAAAUACAAUAAAUGAAAGUAAAACUA
This is a messenger RNA of Pygocentrus nattereri (red-bellied piranha), 6803 nucleotides long. It is a transcript of the gene lpin1b, whose product is annotated as phosphatidate phosphatase LPIN1. Gene Ontology annotation, biological process: cellular response to insulin stimulus; positive regulation of transcription by RNA polymerase II; fatty acid catabolic process. The coding region runs from base 308 to 3118 and encodes 936 amino acids. The record is from RefSeq and is a predicted model, not a curated record. Gene Ontology annotation, cellular component: mitochondrial outer membrane; nucleus. NCBI's taxonomy places the organism in Eukaryota, Metazoa, Chordata, Actinopteri, Characiformes, Serrasalmidae. The transcript has 20 exons. Gene Ontology annotation, molecular function: transcription coactivator activity; phosphatidate phosphatase activity.